This is a messenger RNA of Lutzomyia longipalpis, 2538 nucleotides long. It is a transcript of the gene Fcp1, whose product is annotated as RNA polymerase II subunit A C-terminal domain phosphatase. The record is from RefSeq and is a predicted model, not a curated record. Gene Ontology annotation, cellular component: nucleus. Gene Ontology annotation, molecular function: RNA polymerase II CTD heptapeptide repeat phosphatase activity. Bases 253 to 2505 code for a protein of 750 amino acids. NCBI's taxonomy places the organism in Eukaryota, Metazoa, Arthropoda, Insecta, Diptera, Psychodidae. The transcript has 4 exons.
UGGAUUUACAUUUGUCAUGAAGUUGGUUGCUUUUUGUGGAUGAGGGCUGGGAGCGCGUGUGACCAACUUAACAGUUUCAGUGUCAAAAAUAAGAGUUUUCGCAGAGUUUACAAAUUUUCAUUGCGCUCAAAAUGCAAAUUAAUUGCAUUAUUCGCUAACAUUUUGAUGUGCCACACGCAGUAGAUUGUUGUUCGGUGUCUGUGGAGCAUAAAUUAGUGGAUGUUGUGAGAUAUUGUGGGUGAUACGCGGACAAUGAAGUCGACGAUUCUUUUUCGUUCAGCUCAUGGCGUCGUUCGGAAGAACCGAUUGCGGGGGGAGGGCAAUAAUACCGUUGGAAGAGGGGAAACAACUCCGGAAGUGCAGGAAUGCAGUCAUACGACAGUUAUAAAGGAUAUGUGCGCCAAUUGUGGUGCUGAUUUGAGACAAAAUGAAAAGGGAAAUUCAUCAGAGGCAUCAGUUCCGAUGGUACAUUCAGUGCCGGAGCUGAAAGUGACACAGCAACUGGCCCAGGAACUCGGUCAGGCGGACACGGAGCGUCUACUGAGGGACAAGAAACUCGUGCUACUUGUUGAUCUCGAUCAAACCCUCAUUCACACGACAAAUGACAAUGUUCCCAACAAUCUCAAGGAUGUGUACCACUUCCAGCUGUACGGACCCAAUUCACCGUGGUACCACACACGCCUACGUCCGGGAACACCGCACUUCCUCAGCCGUAUGGCGCCCUUCUUUGAGCUGCACAUUUGCACAUUUGGCGCGCGAAAUUACGCUCAUAUGAUUGCAACGUUCUUGGAUGAGAACGGAAAGUACUUUUCACAUCGAAUCCUGUCGCGGGAUGAAUGUUUCAAUGCCACCAGUAAGACGGACAACCUGAAGGCACUCUUCCCCUGUGGCGACUCAAUGGUGUGCAUCAUUGACGACCGCGAGGAUGUGUGGAAUAUGGCUGCAAACUUAAUCCAAGUGAAACCCUAUCACUUUUUCCAGCACACCGGCGAUAUAAAUGCCCCUCCGGGAUUGGAUAAACACGAAUUAGACGGGAAGGGAGUUGAUUUUAAUGAACUCCAAAAUCAAAUUCAUCGGAAGCAGGAAGAAAAGACAGUGGAAAGUCCUGAAAAGGGAGACGAUGAUGAGUCCAAGGGAAAGAAAGUUGAUCACACUGAGAUCUCUGAGGAAAAGACAAAGGAAGAUGAGGCAGAAGAGACCUCAGUUAAGGGAAAAAAUCAAGAGAAACCUCAGAAGGAAGAAGAGCAGGAAAAGUCUGACGGAGAAGACAGAAAGGAGGAAAGAAUUGAAGAGAAAGUAGAGGAAAAGAUUGCAGAAAAAUCUGAGAAGAAGUCUGAUGAAAAGGAAAAAGAAGAAGCAACGAAGGAAGAAGAAUCAACGACUGAUGAAAAGGAAGAAAACCCAAAAACAGACGAAAGUUCUCCAUCUCAGGUGAAAAGUAGGGAAGGAAGUACAUGCCCAGAGGAGAUUAAAGAAGAUCCACAGAAGGGGAAUAUGAGGAAAACUUCCACAUCCGAAACGGAGGAUAAUUUAAUUGAAAUUGAAGAUCCGGAUGAUUAUCUUCUCUACCUGGAGAAUAUUCUGUUGAAGAUUCACAGGAGAUUCUACGAGUUGUAUGAAAAGACUGGCGAAAUACCCGAUUUAAAAGUUCUCAUCCCGCGCAUUCGUUCCGAGGUGCUCGUGGGGAAGAAUAUUGUCUUUUCGGGGCUUGUUCCAAAUCGAAUGCGACUGGAGCAUAGCAAAGCAUUCCAGAUUGCCCGGAGUUUGGGGGCAAAUGUCACGCAAGAUCUCACACGAGACUCUACGCACCUUGUGGCUGCUGCAUCGGGUACGCAGAAGGUAAUUGUGGCCAGGAAGCGUGCUGAUGUGCAAAUUGUCUCGCCUGAUUGGCUGUGGUCGUGCGCCGAACGGUGGGAACAUGUGGAUGAGCGAGUUUUCCCAUUGGAUCCCAACAAUCCGUCCAAGAUGCGUCAACCACCGCCGCAUUGCCACAGCCCAGAACACGUGGUGAGCUAUGGGGAUCGCGCCGAUACGUCAUCCGAGAGUAGUGAACCCAAAUUCAUGGACACCAUCAAUCCACUACUUAGCUUCUCCAAAUCCGACCUGGCGGAGAUGAAUAAGGAGUUUGAUCAGUUUUUUGACUCAGACGCCGACUCUUCCAGUAGCGAUGAAUCCGUGGACAUUGAGAAUCCGCCGGAGAAUAAGAACGUCCGGAAGAGGCGGCGUCAGGAGGAGGAGGAGAAGCGAAAACGGAUGGAGGAAGAGAAGCUACGGAUUGCAUUUGAGGCCAACGAAGAAAGUGUCGAUAAGACGGAAAAUAGCUCCGAGGAUGACGAUGAGAUGCCUAGCACCAAAUUUCGACGAGGUGAGGAUUUGCCAUCAGAUCUGGAUAUUGGUUCCAACAACGGGAGUGAAGGAAGUGAAAAUCCACUAGAUGAUGAAGAUGAUGGAGAUUGGAAUAUGAUGGGAGCCGCAUUGGAGCGUGAAUUUUUGGGAUUAGACUGAAUAAUAAAGAGAUUUGAGUUCAAAUCAAUUAAA